This is a messenger RNA of Adineta steineri, 2022 nucleotides long. NCBI's taxonomy places the organism in Eukaryota, Metazoa, Rotifera, Eurotatoria, Adinetida, Adinetidae. The record is from the annotation of a GenBank genome assembly.
AUGAAAAUAAUACGAAAUAAUUCAGAAGAUAAAAUAAAUUCCAAUUUAUCCAGAUCAACGUCUUCAUUAGUUUCAACAGAUAUACAAAAAAGUCCAUCAUUUGAUGAUAUGAAUAAUCAUAUUCAAGAUGAUUCGAAUAAAAAAAUUGUUUCACCAAUAUAUGAAAUGCAAGUAAAUCACAAUGAACAUAAUAACAUAGCUGAAAUUCCUAUUAAACCACCACAAGUAGUUCAACAAACACGUACAUUAGCACAAAUAAGAGAACAACUUGCAUUGAAACGAAAAGCUUCAGCUUUAGCAGUUUCAAAUUCCACAACAGUACCAACAAAUAAUCCACCUUCUAGUCCAUUAAUUACUACAAUCAAGACCGAACCAAAAAUACAAAAUGAGCCUAUCUAUCGAUCUAUGUCUUCUUCUACUAUCAGUAAUUCAAAGCUUCCAAAAGAAUAUUCAACGUCAAAUACAAUCCUACCUUCAUCAAUAUUUACAAACCAAUUGACUAAUGAUUCUAUUAUUUUGAAUACCAACAACAAUAAUAAUAAUCAUAAUAAUAAUAACUCAGUAACACAACUUUUGUUUGACGAUCUUUCUGAAACACUCGAUCAAUUUACUGUAUCAAUGCUUGAUAAUAUCAGUGAAGCGACAACUAAUCAUUCAAAUUCACAGUCUAAUCAACAGCACCAGCAGCAACAACAACAACAACAAAUAAAUUCUAAUUCACAAAUUAUACCUGAUUUUGAUAGUAUUUUACAAGAAUUAAAAUCAGUUGGUCAAACUCAUCAAUCAGAUCAUCAACAAACAACAAUGAUUGUUGAAAAUAUUACAGCUAAUAUUAAACAAGAACCACAAACAAUCUCUCAAAAUCAAUCAUUAAAUUCUAAUGAAACAAUAUCUCCAGUUAAAUAUCAAUCAUCAUCCGAUGAUCUGCUUGCAUUUCUUUCAUCUGAUCCGACUGUUUCAUUACCCAGUAUUAAUACAAUGAUGCUUUCAACAAUUCCUACAUCUACAAUCACAACAUCACCUGUUCGUACACCGAAAAAGAAAGGUGCUAAAUCGGAUAGUACAUCACCAAAAAUAAUAAAAGAUAGUGGAACUAUUAUUAAAGGUAAAAAAACAAAGAAAAAUACACUUGAUAGAGAAUCAUUACAACAAAUAUUAAUUAAAACAAAUGGUGAAUUUGUUGAACCGAUGCAUAUUGUUCUUGCAUCACCUGUUAAACAUCAACCAUCAACAACAUCAUAUUCACCUAUUGCACCAGCAACUAAUAAAAAAAUCAACAAUGAAACAACAUCUAGUUGGAUGACAACAAAUAUUUCACAAACAACAAAAAAUGCACAAGCACUUGCAUUAAAAGCAGUCGCAAGAAAUCAAGUUGCAAAAAUUAAUUUUCAACAACAACAACAGCAACAACAACAAGCAAUGGAUACUGGUAAUUACGAUUCAUCUAUAUCACGUCCAACAUUACUUGUUGCUCGUACAGAUUCUUCAUCAACAUCACAUACUCAACAACAGACAUUACAAGCACGUUUAAAUGCAUUUGUUGUGAAUGUUCCUCAGCAGCAAUCAGCAAAAUUAAUUCCAACAAAUACAACAGCAACAUUAACACCUCAACAACAUGUAUUUUUUCAACAAAUUAUCCGUCGUGAUUCUCCAUCCACAACAACAACAUCAGCAGCAUCCUUAGAAUCUUCAACAACAUCAAUUGCAAAUCUCGUUCAACAACAAGCUAUAUCUACAACUGUUCGUGUUCCAACUACAACAUCUACAACAACAUUUAUUCCACAACAACAAAUUCCUACACGUACAAUUCAUCAAGUAUCAAAUGGAAAUGAUUCAACACGAAAACAACAAUUAUUUGAAACACUUUCAGCAUCAUUAGCAAAUAGUCGACCAAUGAAUUAUAAAUGUACAUGUGAAUGUAAACCAUUAAUUGCUUGUAAGAAAUGUGGUGCAUAUUGUCAUGAUGAUUGUAUUGGACAAACGAAAUUAUGUGGAAAUUGUCUUGUUAUGACUUCUUGUUAA